Messenger RNA from Hippocampus zosterae (dwarf seahorse), 891 nucleotides. RefSeq names its product proepiregulin-like. The coding region runs from base 165 to 623 and encodes 152 amino acids. The transcript has 5 exons. Lineage: Eukaryota; Metazoa; Chordata; Actinopteri; Syngnathiformes; Syngnathidae. Gene Ontology annotation, biological process: positive regulation of mitotic nuclear division; positive regulation of cell population proliferation; epidermal growth factor receptor signaling pathway. The record is from RefSeq and is a predicted model, not a curated record.
GACAGUCGGAUUUUCGACCGCACCCACUCACCCACCUCAUCUCACCGUUAAAUUAGUUGGUUAGCGACACCCACCACACCACAACACGCAACAACAUUGAAAACACGACAAAGGCAUUUUUGCACAUUCUACCAGAACUGAAAGCACGCACGUUACCUUCCCAAAUGGCAAGAGUGUCAGCUCUCCUCUCAACUUUCGGUGUCAUGCUGUUGUGGCCUUUUGCCCUGACAAAGAGCAUGUCAUCGACACUUCACGCGACUCACGCUGACUCCUCCAUGUCUGCAGGCCAUGGAGAAGAGCGCUCCCAUGUGGUGAAACGCUUCACCCAGAAUUGUGACUCCUCUUAUGCAAACUACUGCAUGAACGGAGGUCAGUGCAUGCUACUGGUGGAUGUCAAGGAGCACCAUUGCAAGUGUCACAGCGGUUUCUACGGCCCCCGCUGUAGUAACCUAGAGCUGGUCUUCAAGCCAGUAGGAGAGGUGCAGCUCGUCUUCAUCAUCUUCUGUGUGACUUUGCUCAUCAUGGGCCUGGCUGGAGCUCUCUUCUGUUGCUGCAAGUACAAGAAAAAUAAAUGCAAUCCCAAACAGAAGCGGCAUGGCUAUAAAGGAGUGCAGACAGCAUAGCGUUUCCAUGCUGGACAUGACAACAUGAACCGAACAUGAAACGUGAACUUUUUUUAAAAAGGUGUUUGUUUUUAAUUGAAAUCUUGCAUUUUAGCUUUUGGCAUGGUGCGAGCUUGUAUUUAUUUAUCAUAUUCUUCAUUUUCUGACCCCUUAAAAAAAUCACAAUGUGUUUACUUAGAAAGGAUGUUGAUAAUUUAUUAUUAUAAAGACUUUAUGUGUAUAUUGAAAGUUCUGCCACAAACCAAUAAAACAGAACAUCUUACACUGA